This is a messenger RNA of Henningerozyma blattae CBS 6284, 291 nucleotides long. It is a transcript of the gene MIC10, whose product is annotated as Mic10p. NCBI's taxonomy places the organism in Eukaryota, Fungi, Ascomycota, Saccharomycetes, Saccharomycetales, Saccharomycetaceae. The transcript has a single exon. Gene Ontology annotation, cellular component: mitochondrion; MICOS complex; mitochondrial inner membrane. Bases 1 to 291 code for a protein of 96 amino acids. The record is from RefSeq and is a predicted model, not a curated record.
AUGUCAGAACAAAUUGCUCAACAAACUACUACCCCAACUACAACAGAAUCAGCUUCAACUGCAGUAACAUCAAAUAGAUCAAUUUUAAAUGAUAAGUGGGAUAUUGUUAUUUCUAAUAUGCUAGUUAAAACCACUUUUGGAUUUGGUGCUGGUGUCUUGGCUUCAGUGAUAUUUUUCAAAAGAAGAGCCUUCCCUGUUUGGUUAGGGGUAGGCUUCGGUUUAGGUAGAGGUUACUCAGAAGGGGAUGCCAUAUUCAGAUCAACUGCAGGCUUAAGAUCCUUCCAAGUUUGA